AACCCUUCAUAGGGUUUUUAUUAAUUUUCUGAUUUUUCUCUCUCUCUUUCUUUCUCUCUCUCUCUCGUUGUGUCGCCCUUCCAUUGUCGUGACCCCACCACAAAUUCUACUAUACUACUAACACUAUGGACUCCGACGAUGGCUUAUACGAGACCGGCUCGCCGGGGGACGAUGAUUUCUACGGCAGCAGCGACGGUGACGUUACCCACGAAGACUCCGCGAGCGAUGGCGAUGUGGAGGGGGAUCCUGAUUUCAUCGGCGAUGAUGAUCAUGGCGAGGAGAGUAAUUUCAUAAUCUUGAAGGGAGAUGAAAUCCGGCGCCUCAUGGAGGACGAUGUAGCGCAAGUCACCGCCGUUCUGUCGGUGUCUAAGGCGGAGGCCUCCGCCUUGCUCCGCCGCUACAAUUGGAGCGUUAACAGAGUGCACGAGGAGUGGUUCGCGGACGAGGAAAGGGUUCGGAAAGAGGUAGGCCUGAUUUCAUCUCACACUGUAGAGAAAAGCUUCGAGGAUUGUGGAGAAAUUAGCUGUGGAAUUUGUUUCGAUGAUCACUCUCCCGGUAACAUUUAUGCAUCCUCAUGUGGUCACCCUUUUUGUGUUGAUUGCUGGUGUAGUUACAUCGGCAUCGCCGUGGCGGACGGGCCGGGUUGCCUUAACCUCCGGUGCCCCGACCCGUCUUGCAAAAUCGCCGUUAAUCUUGACGCAAUUGAGCGUUUAGCCUCGGAGGAGGAUAAAAGGAAAUACUUACGCUUUCUCUUCCGAUCUUACGUCGAAGAGAAUCGGAAAAUCAAGUGGUGCACCGCUCCCGGUUGCGAAUUCGCGAUCAACUUCGAAAUCGGGAGCGAGAAUUCCGACGUCCUCUGCGACUGCGGCAACUUCUUCUGCUGGAAUUGCACGGAAGAAGCUCACCGCCCCGUGGAUUGCGAGACCGUGAAGAAAUGGAUUCUCAAGAACAACGCGGAAUCGGAGAACACCAACUGGAUUUUGGCGUACACGAAGCCGUGUCCAAAGUGUAAACGGCCGAUUGAGAAGGGGGAAGGGUGUAUGAGGAUGACGUGCAAGGCGCCUUGCAACUUUCAGUUCUGCUGGCUGUGCUUGAGUGAGUGGUCGGUUCACGGCUACAAUCCCUGUAACAGAUACAAGCCGGGGAGUGAAACUGAGAGGCAGAAGAAAAUGGCUAAGAUGUCUAUAGAGAGGUACACGCAUUACUACGAGAGGUGGGCUGCUAAUGAGAAGUCGAAGAAAAAAGCCAUGGAGGACUUGAAAGAAAUGGAGUGUGUGAACGUGGGGAAGCUUAGCGAAUUCCAGUCCCUUCCAGAGUCCCAACUGAAGUUCAUAGUGGAAGCUUGGAAACAGAUUGUUGAAUGCAGAAGAGUGCUCAAGUGGACUUAUGCUUAUGGGUUUUACUUGCCCGAGGAGGAGCACACAAAAAGGCAGUUCUUUGAGUACUUGCAGGGCCAGGCUGAGGAGGGUUUGGAGAGGCUUCAUCAAUGCGCUGAGAAGGAACUUGAGAUCUACCUCAGUCCGGAGGAAGCUAAUUCCCCUAAUUUCUGUGAUUUUCGUAUAAAGCUUAACGGUUUAACAACUGUGACCAAGAACUACUUUGAGAAUUUGGUUAGUGCAUUAGAGAAUGGUCUCGAGGAUGUAGAUUCACAUGGGGCUCCUCAUGACUCCAAAAAUAUGCCUGGCAGCAGCAAUGAAGCACCAAACCCUAAGACGAAUUAUGCAUCAGUUUUUCGUCGCAACAGGGUAGCUGGAGGGAGAAAUUUACUAGCAGGUCGUGGCAUCAAGAUGGAAACACAAAGAAAUUUACCCGUGGCUGGAAACAACACAGCAGGCGCAAGACCAUUGCCCAACUUGACAGCUGCUCUGCAAAAUGCUAACACAACGGUGGCUCAGUAUCCAGAAAGACGGAGGGCAAAGGUAGUGUUUACAACAACCAACUUAGGAGGUGGCACAGGAAAUGGAUCAGUAGCAGUGGGUGGCAAUAGGGUAGGGGUUGAACCAGGACAGAGGCUGAAUUUGGGAAACACUUUACCAGGUUCAACUGGGUACCUAACAGGUGUGGCUGGUGGACUAGUAGCUGGGACUGUCAAUGGUGUUGGAGUUGAACCAAGGCAGAGGACAAACUUGGCAAAUGCAUUGCCAUUGGUAAACGGUCCAGUUGGUGGCAACAUUCAUGGCCUGGGAAAUGGACCAGUGCAUGGUGCUGGCAUUGGGAUAGGCAUUGAACCUAGAGAAAGGGCCGACUGGUGGCUGACUGGGAGCACCAGCAAAGCACACUCCGUGAAUGUACCAAGAGCCGGGAGCACCUAUGGGGUUGAAAAAAGAUUCAGGGAUAGCUCAGAAAGUGCUUUGCCACUCGGCAGCAUUACACCAGAAGUCUUGCAGAAUCCACCAGCACUGGGACUGGGUAGCAACAAUCGGGCAAGUUUGCAAAAUGCACCAGUAGCUGGGUCUGGCGAUGUUUCAAGCUCUAGAAAUACACCAUUAGCAGGGAGCAGCAGCAUUGUUGCAGUUGAGAAAAGACAGAGGACUUCCGCAACAGGAGUAGCAACUAUCAAUCCUAAGAAUGGUGAUUUAGGAAGUUGGGCAUGUGAUCUGUGCACCUAUUUGAAUCCAAGCUCUGCUACUGUGUGCACCAUGUGCAGGGGUGAUGCUUCAGACAACUGGGAAUGUGAUAAAUGCACCUUUGUCAAUGACAAGCAUGCUACCAUAUGCCAAGUAUGUGAACUUCCACGAUAAGUCAUCAACUGACUUUUUCUUACUAGGGGUCUCUGCCAGAGGCAUCUGAAACAUAAAAGGUUGAAGGAUUAGCCCUCAUAAAUAUGAAAUAAAUGCUUUUAGUUACUUAGUUCUUAUUAGUUCUGCUGGAAUCUGGAAUCAAAUGCUUUGGCUGUAAAACAUACAUAAUAGAAGUUUUUCGUAUUGUUUUUCCAGCUAUGUAGAUAACUGCUAAAUAACAACUCGUGGUUCUGUGCCUGUGUAUAUGCAAUUAUAUUUACGGUUAUCUUACCCUGAUUUUACUUGAAUCUGAUUAUUGA
Molecule: messenger RNA, 3040 nt
Organism: Ipomoea triloba (trilobed morning glory)
Lineage: Eukaryota; Viridiplantae; Streptophyta; Magnoliopsida; Solanales; Convolvulaceae
Product: probable E3 ubiquitin-protein ligase ARI7
Exons: 1
Coding region: 126-2741 (871 amino acids)
Biological process (GO): positive regulation of proteasomal ubiquitin-dependent protein catabolic process; ubiquitin-dependent protein catabolic process; protein polyubiquitination
Cellular component (GO): ubiquitin ligase complex; cytoplasm
Molecular function (GO): ubiquitin protein ligase activity; ubiquitin conjugating enzyme binding; zinc ion binding
Source: RefSeq, a predicted model, not a curated record